This is a messenger RNA of Austrofundulus limnaeus, 2134 nucleotides long. It is a transcript of the gene ghdc, whose product is annotated as GH3 domain containing. The record is from RefSeq and is a predicted model, not a curated record. Gene Ontology annotation, molecular function: acid-amino acid ligase activity. The coding region runs from base 149 to 2041 and encodes 630 amino acids. The transcript has 11 exons. Gene Ontology annotation, cellular component: cytoplasm. NCBI's taxonomy places the organism in Eukaryota, Metazoa, Chordata, Actinopteri, Cyprinodontiformes, Rivulidae.
CAGCACCYAAACACGGAAACAGCUCAGACGGCUGCCAAAGUUGAAGUGAAAGCUUUCCAUUUCGACAAAAAGCAUGCGAAAUAAAUAUUAUUCUGGCUUUAAAGUGUGAACAACAUAGAAACGUUACGUCAUAUAUUGUUUGCCAUAAAUGGGUUUUCCGUGGGUUCGCGUGAUAGUGCCGCUUUGUUUUGCGGUUUUAUCUGUAGCUAUUGCUAUCAACAGACAACUUCCGGCGAUGCCGCCCCCUCUGCCCACGGCGGUCUGCGUCCUGGCGUUAUCCGGGAUGGCGCUGAUUUGGAGAGACAUAAACUCAAGAGUGAAGGGUAAAAAUCGGUCGGUGAGCAGUCUGUUGAGUCAGUAUGCAGCCGUGAAGGUUGUGGGCUGGUUGGGAAGGCGGCAGAGGAGGAAACUUGAAGCGGACACGCUGAAGGUGAAGCAAGUUCAGCAGGAGACUUUGCUGAAGCGGCUGCGUAAAAACGCAGGGACGUGUUAUGGAAGAGAGUACGACUUCAGCUCUAUUCAAGAUGCUGCUGAUUUUCGAGCUCGUCACCCCCUCUCCUCAUACGGGCACUACGCAGAGCUCAUCAGGCGGGUCGCAACCGGAGAAGAGAAGGUAAUUAUCGCGGAGAAGCCGCUGAUUCUGGCUAUGACUUCUGGGACGUCGGGACCCAGCGCCAUGCUGCUCAGCACCAAGGACACCAACGCCGAGUUCUUCACGCAGGGGGUGACCGUUUGUUUAGACGCCAUGCGACAGGCUUUCCCUGAGAUGGACGGCCUCCAGCGCACCGUCAAGUUCUUCUACAAUCCCACGUUUCGCCGAUCCGAGGCRGGRAUCCCCAUCRGACCRAACUCUUCCACGCCAGCCUCGUCCCGCCRUACGCUCGACCUCUACACGACUCCAGCUCUGGCCUUUGAGGUUCCCAGUGAGAAGKACACCUUGUACCUGCACCUCCUGUUUGCGCUCAAAGAUCCGAGCGUGGGAACUCUGGAGUCCAACUUUGCUUCUACAGUUUUCUACGCUUUCACAGCCCUACAGGAGCGCUGGCAGGAGCUGGUGGAGGACGUUGAGCGAGGAAAAAUCAGCGUGGCCUUGUCUCUCGAGCCCAAGCUGAGGACCAGACUCGAAGCUCUGAUGAAACCGGACCCGGAGAGGGCCGCGCAGCUCCGGGCCCACUUCCAAGAGGGUUUCAGGGGGAUCGCCAAGCRCCUGUGGCCUCAUCUCCACCUGGUGCUGGCGGUGGACUCGGGCUCCAAUCAGAUCUACGGCGAAAUGUUGAGGGAGAAUUACUGCAAAGGAGUGCCUUUCUACUCACCCUUUUAUGCUGCGACWGAAGGUCUGAUAGGAGUGAACCUGUGGCCUCAGGAGCCAAACAGACGGUACCUGCUGUGUCCGCGGUCCAUGUUCUGUGAGUUCCUGCCAGAGAGCRGCCUGGACGAGGAGACGCCACAAACCCUGCUGAUGGAGGAGGUGAAGGAGGGAGAGAGUUAUGAGCUUGUCGUCACGAACGCCGCAGGACUUUUCAGAUAUCGUAUUGGAGACAUCGUGAGAGUUGUCGGGUUCCACAACCGUUGCCCCAUCGUGGAGUUUCAGUACAGACGGGGUCAGAUGCUGAACGUUCGGGGAGAGAAAGUGUCUGAGGCGUUGUUCCUCGGUGCCUUGAAGAAAGCUGUUGCUCAGUGGCCAGGAGCUCAGCUUGUUGACUACUCCUGUGCUGAGAGCGGCAUCUUGGGAGACACAAUCGGCGUCUCAGACCCUCAUUACCAGGUGUUUGUAGAGUUGAAAGSAGUGAGGAAUCUAACAGAGGAGCAGCGAUAUAAGUUGGACAUUUGUCUCCAGCAGGAAUCUGCCGUCUACAAGUCGUUCCGUACAAAAGGCAGCAUUGGGCCGAUGAGGGUGCAGCUGGUGGCAGGAGGCGCUUUCAGGGAGCUUCGUCAUCAGAUGAUGGCCUACACGAGCACCUCGCCCAACACCUUCAAAAUGCACCGUGUGCUGCGCAGGAAAGAGUACGCACACUUCCUGCUGGGAAAAACWAUCUCCUGAAACAAGACGGGACGAAGUCAUGAACUGAUCUUUGAGCAGUGACUGAAUUUUAGAUCUGAAGUAUUUAACAUUGGUGCCUUUGGAAGGUGAUAA